Molecule: messenger RNA, 1903 nt
Organism: Solanum verrucosum
Lineage: Eukaryota; Viridiplantae; Streptophyta; Magnoliopsida; Solanales; Solanaceae
Product: transcription factor TCP14-like
Exons: 2
Coding region: 286-1515 (409 amino acids)
Cellular component (GO): nucleus
Molecular function (GO): sequence-specific DNA binding; DNA-binding transcription factor activity
Source: RefSeq, a predicted model, not a curated record
AAGCUUACCCCUUAUAAUUCCCACUCAUUAUCUUUGUUGCUUCAAGUUUUCCUCUUCACAUCUCUCUCUCCCCAUUAACCCAAACAACACAUCACUGCCCAAGCAAUUCCCAAUCAAACACACAGACACACACACACACACACAAAGUUAGCAAAACAAAAAGAAAGACACUAUAGUUUGAUUCAUUCUAGCUAGAAAAAAAAAUUAGAAAUUUAGGUUAGUCAACUCAAUUUCUCAUAAAACAAAGUUCUUAUUUUUUUGAAUUUUUAGUUAUUAAGAGUGAUCAUGGAAGGAGGAGGAGGUGACGAUCAUCAUCACCAUCACAAUCACCAGCACCACCAACAUCACCAACAAUAUCGCCCUAACAACUUCCCUUUCCAAUUACUCGAAAAAAAAGAAGACGAACCUUGUUCAAGCUCUUCCGCAGCUAAUAAUAUUAAUUAUCCUUCGCUAGCCAUUUCCCCAUCCGAUACAAAUACGAAUAUAAACCCUAAUAGUAACGACCUUCAAAUUACAGUUGCCUCUACUGACACUGCAAAAAAGCCAGCUCCCAAGAGAACUUCAACUAAAGACCGCCACACUAAGGUCGAUGGCCGUGGCAGACGUAUACGUAUGCCAGCCCUUUGUGCUGCUAGGGUUUUCCAGCUCACUCGAGAACUCGGUCACAAAUCCGAUGGUGAAACCAUCGAAUGGCUUCUCCAACAAGCUGAACCUGCCGUUAUAGCUGCUACAGGAACAGGUACAAUUCCGGCGAAUUUCACGUCACUCAACAUUUCAUUACGUAGUUCAGGAUCCAGCAUGUCCGUACCAUCUCAACUUCGAUCUUCGUAUUUCAAUCCGAAUUUUUCACUCUCCCAAAGGCGCAGUUUGUUUCAGGGUAUCGGUUUAUCAUCAGACAGAUCUGCAACAACUUUGUUGAAUUUUCAGACCGGUAAUUCGAACCCUAGUAGUCUCCAUCAGUUCCAAGCUAAACAAGAAAUGCGUGACAAUUCAUUAGAUUUAUCGGAAACAAGUAUAGAAGAAAGCCUAUCGCGAAAAAGGCGACAUGACCUCGACCUACAACAACAAGAACAACAUCAGAACGAACAACAAAUGGGGAGUUAUUUGUUACAAUCAUCAAGUAGUGGGACUAUGCCAGCUACUCAUUCUUCAAUUCCAGCUAAUUUUUGGAUGUUGACGAAUAAUAACAAUACCCAAGUUUUGGGAGGCGAUCCAGUGUGGACGUUUCCAUCGGUUAAUAAUUCUGGUGCUGCUUUGUAUAGAAGUACAAUGUCAAGUGGAUUACAUUUUAUGAAUUUUCCUACUCCUGUAGCACUAUUGCCAACUCAGCAAUUUGGCGGCGGUGGUGGUAGUGGUAAUGGCAGUACACUAGCCGGAGAAGGCCAAUUAGGCAUGGUCACCGGACUAAAUCCAUAUAGACCAUGUUCCGGUGUAUCGGAAUCUCAGGCUAGUGGAUCACAUUCGCAUCACGGUGGUGAUGAUCGUCAUGAUUCAACAAGCCACCAUAAUUCCUAAAAAAAGUUGAGUGUUGUGUGAUUAAAAGGUUGGGAUGGUUAAUUAAACACACAAUACGUGAGGUUUGAUUAUAGGCUUGCUCUAUAAUUUUGAAUUUGCUUCUAUUAUUAUUAUUAUUAUUAUUUUCACCUCUUCUUUUUCGUGUGAUUACUAUUUGCCUGCCGGUUUUUUAGGGUUUGAAGAGGGAAAUAUUUUUAUUUUUUUUUAUUACAAAGGGAGUACUAUUAUAUUUGGUUGGUAACGGUAGACAUUGUUAUUGAUCAUCUUCAUUAUUGUUUUUACCCCUUUUAUUCAUUUUACCUAGAGCGAGGUACAUGUCAAAAAGUUACUAUAUAUGUAUUGGCUGUGCAUGGGUGUAUCCUAAAGAAUAAUUUUACUGACUUGCAAA